GCUGAUUUGGCCUGAUUGGCCCACUCGAUGGGAUCACCAGAGGCCCAACGAGCAGCUGCCGUCAUCCCACUAGUUAGUUCCCUUCGUUCUUCACAUCGUGUACAACCGUACUAAAGUGAAUCUCUUCGAAGCGUCAUAAACAGAAGGAUCACUGACUCUCCUAAUAACAACCAUUUCCCUCUCCUUUCCAGAUCGACAGGGAUUCCAGGAACCUCCUUACGACCCCACGGUCAUUGGCUGUUGAUCUGAAGCCCUCGGCGCUUCUCAUCUGCCUCAGAUUGUUUGGGGAUUCCCGGUGCGACGAAUUGCAACUCUCCAUUCCUCAGCGACUCGCCCCAGGUGGCUCGUUUUAGUCCUGCCCCAAAUUGGCAUUGACACCAACAUUGUUGCAUUAUUGGGGGCUGACGGGGCCGUGAUUAUGAUCAUUUUGACCUAUUCCAGACUAUCGAAACUGAUUGAUUUUGGGGCGGGAUCGUCUCAGCCCUGGGGGAUAUAACUACUCGACUAUACUCCGUACUCCUCGGAAGAUACCUGUCAAGGGGACAACGCGGGGAGAGUUGAGACAUCACAUCGUGUCCCACCAUCCCUACCCAUUUCUUCGUGUUCUUGCGUAUUCUUCCUUUGUUUUUCGUAACUCUGUUUGACUUUCUGGGUCAUCGCGCAGGACUAACAUCCCUGGAUUCCGCGCGGUGGAGAGUUGUGAUCUGAUCGGAAUUCCUGCCCCUCCCUUGUGUCAUGCCUCGGGCCCCCAUACAUUUGACGCUUUGGAUUUCACUAUCAUCGUGAUUUUCUGCGACACUCUCAUGUGCAUCAAAUUCGCCGACUAUGGGCAUGGCCUAAUUGACACUGCGUACUGUAUUCUUGAAUUUGCUUUUUGGGGUUAAAGUGAUGAACCGGGUACUUCCGACCUUCUCCGAUCAUCAUGCAUAGUCUACGCUCAAGGAAGCCCCAGAAGCAGGGGAGGAAAAGAACCUCAUCCACCGUUUCCAAUGCCACAACCGUCACCCAGGCUGGUCCUGGGCAAAGUCCCAAAAUCACCAACAAACCAUCAUCACCAAAUGACCAGUUCAAUGCAUCAAAACAAGCCUUGAAGCCGCUGCCGGCGCUUGAGUCCCCGCCGGACAAGCCACUUGAACCAGCGAGGAAAGUUCCCAACGUAUUCGAGUUUCUAGAAGAAGGUGAUUCAACAUCGUCAUCUCCAUCGUCGUCAGAAUUGGAAUCUUCUGAGGACGAUGAACCUGCACCUCCAGUGCACGCCCAAGCUAUCGCCAAGAUCCAGUCACCAAAGCCUCGAUCAAGUCCCAUCCCGCACUCACUACUGGUUUCACAGAAGCCUCUCCCAUCCACCACGAUAUCGAGAAGCUCUAGUGACUCGCGCCCACCACCACCGGCGCCGACUGCACCAGCACCCUCGGAGAGACAAGUGCAGAUCACCCGCAGACAGGUACCAUCUCGCAAAGCCUCUCCGACAGAGCCUCCCUCGCCGGGAAAACAUGAAUUACAAAUUACUCGGCCAGAGAGCUACUAUACAUCGAGAGAUGCAACCACCAUUCACAGACCUCCUCUCCCUCCCUCCCCACCGAGCAGUCCCGAAGACAGCCUCCACCGAGGCACAGCGCUCAAACGACGAGACUCCAGUGCGCCAGAGGUCACAUCAGGAUAUGGACUUGUCGCAUCGCACCUCACCCACUCCACCACCCAAGACAAAGCAGCGUUUCCACCACUGUACCGACGCUUUGAAAGCGUGAAUCACCGCGUCUUAUUACAUCUUCAGGAUGAGAUCUCCCAGAUGGAGGAAGAUCUCCACACCCUUGACGAGUACGAGGAGAUGCAUCGAGUCGCUACUGCCGAGAAAGAGGGUACCAAGCCUCUACCUGCGUCACGCCGAGUCGACGUCCAAUCUCAGGCGUAUUCAUCCCUUCACUACCGACGCAUGGAUCUAAUGGCUGCCCUUGUUCAAAAGACAGAGCAAUACAACACCGCACUAAGCGCAUACAGCAAAGUCCUCCAAACCCUCCCCCGCGCCUCAGACGACGACAUCACCAACUACCGCUCCUGGAUGAAAGAACACAACCCCAUCGCCGCGGCCGAAACCCGCUUCCUCGAUCAAGACGCUGACCUAGUCGCUCUCACUCCGCGACUGGCAGCAUCCGCCGCCGCAGCACCGGUCUACAUGGCCAUCAUUAUCGCCUCGGGUGCUCUUUUGAUGCCUCUUCUUGCGUUUAGCAUGAUUGCCGAGUUCUCGGGUCGACUCGUCGUGGUGACCGUUACCGGUGGUGCGGCGGCUGCUGUUGCGGCCAAUUACUCUUCUGGUAUUGAAGCUCUGGUGGACUCGAGGGACGGAUGGAGGUGUGCGACUAUAUACUUUGGCUUCAUGACCAUUGCGGCCAUGUUCAUUCCCUGAAUAACAUAGAGAAUCAUGUAACGACUCACGAAUUCCCUAUGUUCGUCCCAUAUUUGCGUCGACAUCGACCCGCCGUAACGGAUCCUGGCACGUCCUUAUUCACUCACUCACCCACCCACUCGGCUUCUUGUUGGAGAGGGGGGAAAAAAACUCCCAACCAACUUGAAGAAUCCCAAGAAACUGAACAAAAGUUCUUUCAGUAGGGAGAUUAAGGGCGUUAGGGUUCUUGGCAAAUCGAUUCUUUCUUUUUAAUUUACUAUACCAUUGGGUUAUUGUUGCGAUAUCAUGGCAAGGUAGAUUGGUUUUGGCUCUGCUGGUAGUUAUUGACAUGGAAGAUACCUCUUAAACUUGGAACGGGGCAUACAGCGGAUACGCAUGGAUUGUUUCCUUUGCUUGGAGAGAAUCUUCGUGGUUCGACUGAAUCUUGUGUUUCUUUGAUGUACGAAUUAUUUGAUAUGAAUGAAUCCCGGGAUUAUGAAUUUUGAC
Molecule: messenger RNA, 2890 nt
Organism: Penicillium subrubescens
Lineage: Eukaryota; Fungi; Ascomycota; Eurotiomycetes; Eurotiales; Aspergillaceae
Exons: 3
Coding region: 923-2404 (493 amino acids)
Source: RefSeq, a predicted model, not a curated record